Messenger RNA from Rotaria sordida, 417 nucleotides. Lineage: Eukaryota; Metazoa; Rotifera; Eurotatoria; Philodinida; Philodinidae. The record is from the annotation of a GenBank genome assembly.
AUGAAAAAACAGCAGGUAUCAAUUUCGGAUGGUUUCGCUAGUUUUAUCAAAGAUGUUGAUUUGGAAACAUCACAUUUAUCUCAAGUGAAUGAUUUAAUAUUAACAUUAACUGAAAGAAAAUGUCAUCAACAAAUAAUUCGUUCAUUAGAAAAAAAACAAGAAGAUAUUUUACAAGAUCUUCUAAAAUCUUUUGUUCUAUUAAUUUUUUUUUAUUAUUUAAAUCUUAGUUUAAAAAAUGAAACAACAAAAACAAUUGAAAAUCUUGAUCAAAAAGUUCAAGAACAAGAAAAAUUACGUCAAAAUGCUUGUACAAUGUUAUCAAUAAUUCAACGUACGAAAGUUCAACUUAUUGAAUUACGUCCAACAAUAAAUGAUGAAACUGAUCAAAAACUUAAAGUUUGUUUUUUUGUUUUUUGA